CGUUAGUCAGUGGCAGUUCAGUGAUGUGUUGUCAAGUAGGUUUGGUGUCAGCUAGUUUUAAAAGUUGAUAUACAUUAUUUAUUAACGAAUGGAAGGUGUCCAAGUUUUGUUCGAAUUAUGAUUGUGGAAGUAAUACAGAGAGCACUACACAGUUCAAGUAAACGUGUACAAUCGUAUUUAAAUGAAGAAUACAUCAUUACAAGGCCUGGAGCCAGUGCAGGGUUGUGGAUGUCAUUUCUCCUACCUACAGCCAUCAUCUUGGGUGCCUACUCAUGUCACAAUGUGUCUGAGCUAUACAGAACAGCAGCUACUCUUAGCCUGGGACUGCUAGGAACUUCAGUAGUUUUUAUUGCAAAAGCAUGCAGUUCCAAGACACACGAAUAUACUCUUAUUAUACCCUCAGUCUUCACUUAUAUACGGUUAUAUUUUUAUAACAAAAUAGGUGUUUGGUUCAGCAUUGCAGGUGGCUUUGCUUCAUAUUCAGCUGGCGAGGCUGUAAUAUUACUGCUUAAUGCUGCCCCAAAGAGUCUCACAUAUGGUGAGGCUUCUGUUCUAAUCCAGGCAUUGAUUCUGUUUUUAUUCACCACAGCCGUUAACCUAGUUAACACAUGGCACAACAUACCAGUGCAGUGUGUAAAUACUGCUACUCUUAUUCUUCAGGUUGGAAUACUGGGUGUGCUGUUGAUAUGUGCAGCAACAUGCAUGUUCCCAGAUUUCAGAACACCCCUACCAUUUUAUGGUUUGACCUUGGCUGUGAUAUUUGGUUUUGUGGUGCCAUUUCUUCACAUUUUGCUGCAAGCAAGCCCUAUUUUGUGGAUUUUACAGUUGCUGCUAGCAAACAUGCCAAGGAUAUGGCUUGUCACUUACUGGGCAGUAUGCAGCGGAUUGGCAGUCUUGGCAGUGAAUGUUCAAAUUCAGGGAGAACAGCAAGCCUCUACAGUUAUCAGGAAGUAUUUUCACAUCUUGGCUGUGGCUGUGUUCACUCCAGGAUUAAUUAGGGAGUGUUGUUUCCUUUACCUAGCUAGCGGAGUGGUCUUGGCAUUAAUAACUGCCUUAGAGCUACUUCGUGUUAUCCACAUGCCCCCCCUGGGUGAGGUACUGGAGGCUGGUUUCACAGUAUUUGCAGAUGAGAAGGAUGCUGGCCCAAUAGCACUCACACCAAUAUACUUAUUGGCUGCCUGCUCAUUGCCACUUUGGCUUUAUCCAUCAAUAUGUUCAGAAGAAAUUUAUGUGGGACAACACUUACUGCCGUUGAUGAGUGGGCUCUUGACCAUUGGGAUUGGUGAUACUGCUGCAAGCAUCUUUGGUACUUGGAUUGGCAAGACCAAAUGGGAAGGUACAAGGAAGACAAAAGAAGGGACUUUUGCAAGCAUAUUAUGUCAAAUGACUGUAAUCCUGAUGCUUAUUUAUUUCGGACACAUACCAUACAGUGGAGUCAUGCUUAUGCGGGCAACAUUUGCAGUUGUGGUGACUUCAGUGUUAGAAGCAAAAACUGAUCAGGUGGAUAACCUGGCACUUCCACUGGGUGGAAGAUCUUCAUCCAGCUCUUCUCCUCAGAAGAUGCAGGCAGCAGGUUCCACCAAAAUGUGAUGUAUCCAUCUAGCAAACUACAUGGCAUCAUAUGUCAGAAGAUCAUAAUUUUGAAUAUAUUAGAUUAUUGAAUUGCGUUUACCAAAGUUAUAUUUUGUAUAUCAGCGAGGAGUGUAUAUAUCCUACUUAAGGGAUAAACAUUAUAGUGUAAACAUCAUGUGAAAAAUAAGAAACAAGUGCUAAAGCUAAUGGCCAUAUUGCUUUCUAACUGUUACUAGUUAAAUCUGCUAUGUGAGCCAUUUUUGUAUUUUCUGAACUCUUUUGAAGAACAUUUUGUUAUAAACAAGCUUAGUGCUUGAUUAUGUGCUGUAGCAUAAGCAAUGGUUUAUGUUGUAUAAUGCCAAUUUCAACUGAAGAUGAAAAUACUCAUGGGUAUUUCCAUGUCCAAGGGUAAUGAUGACCAAUAUAGAUUACAUAUUACAGUACAUGUUGCCAUAUGGUCACAAACUGAGUCUGAAUGUGAAAAUGCUGUCAACUUUUGUAGGCUACAAGUUGGGUGUUCCUGCUUGGGCAAUUUUCUGUCCAGUUCCAUCCAUUUUACAAGAGCUGCAUUUAGAACAUUGCAAGGGUUUCCUCAUUGUACAAAUCUGCACAAACUAUUCAGGAAUAUAGCAUUUCUUAUAUCAAAUUGUACAAUUUGAACUGAAGUAUAGUGAAGUACAUCAAAA
This is a messenger RNA of Cryptotermes secundus, 2258 nucleotides long. RefSeq names its product dolichol kinase (gene Dolk). Lineage: Eukaryota; Metazoa; Arthropoda; Insecta; Blattodea; Kalotermitidae. The record is from RefSeq and is a predicted model, not a curated record. Gene Ontology annotation, molecular function: dolichol kinase activity. The transcript is spliced from 9 exons. The coding region runs from base 118 to 1590 and encodes 490 amino acids. Gene Ontology annotation, biological process: dolichyl monophosphate biosynthetic process. Gene Ontology annotation, cellular component: endoplasmic reticulum membrane.